Messenger RNA from Heterobilharzia americana, 264 nucleotides. NCBI's taxonomy places the organism in Eukaryota, Metazoa, Platyhelminthes, Trematoda, Strigeidida, Schistosomatidae. The record is from the annotation of a GenBank genome assembly.
AUGAGCCAUAUACUUUGUGCUGGUAGCAUAAGUAUCAUAACCAGUAAUACUAAUGUGAACAGUUUUGGUAGUAGAAAUAAUAUCAAUAAUAUACCUACUUUAAGUAGUAUUAUAAGUGUUGAUAAUAUGAAUGAUAUAAGAAGUAAUAGUUUUCGUAGUAGAGGUAAUAAAAUUGGCAUGAGCAGCAUCGAUGGUAUCAAUGAUAUGGUGCAUCCUACAAAUACAAAUACCGUUCGUAGUCCAAAUAGUUAUGAUGAUAUAUAA